Molecule: messenger RNA, 3509 nt
Organism: Nanorana parkeri
Lineage: Eukaryota; Metazoa; Chordata; Amphibia; Anura; Dicroglossidae
Gene: FRMD4B
Product: FERM domain containing 4B
Exons: 23
Coding region: 135-3221 (1028 amino acids)
Biological process (GO): establishment of epithelial cell polarity
Cellular component (GO): bicellular tight junction; cytoskeleton; adherens junction
Source: RefSeq, a predicted model, not a curated record
UUUUUUUUUUUUUUUCCUGUUUCUUUUUUUUUUUUUCGCCGUGCGUGGAAUAAAGCUGCUGGAUCGUUUUUGUCUGCCUAAACCAGCUGUGCUUGCGACGGGGACGGGUCCGUUGAAUGAGAGUCUGGUGAACCAUGGCUUCGGUGUUUAUGUGCGGGGUGGAAGACAUGCUGUGCAACGGGAGCCGCUUUGUGUGGAACUUGACUGCGUCUACGAUGAGGAGGUGGUACACGCACAGGGCCAGGGCAUGCCAGCUGGUGCUGAGGACUUGGUGUGGCCUCAGGGAGGUCUAUCAGAUGGCCGAAGGCCGGCAUUGCAAGGUGCACCUCCUGGAUGACCGCAGUAUAUAUUUCUUGUCACAGCCAAAACUCCUCUCACAUGAAUUGUUGGAUCUUGUCGCUUCCCACUUCAAUCUGAAAGAGAAGGAGUAUUUUGGGAUCUCAUUUCUGGAUGACACAGGGCAAUACUCCUGGCUACAGAUGGAACAGAGAGUGCUUGACCAUGACUUGCCAAAGAAACCGGGUGCGGUAACGCUUUACUUUGUGGUAAGGUUUUACAUUGAAAGUAUAACGUUUCUGAAGGAGGUCACAACUGUUGAAUUGUUCUUCCUGAAUGCCAAGGCCUGCGUGUUCAAGGGGCAGAUAGACGUGGACAGCGAGGCCGUCUUCAAAUUGGCUGCGCUCAUCCUGCAGGAAGCUCGAGGAGACUACAGCAGUGAUGAAAAUGCACGAAAAGAUCUGAAGGUCCUGCCAGCUCUUCCCACCAGAACUCUGCAGGAGCACCCAUCAAUUACCUACUGUGAAGAUCGAGUGAUAGAACAUUUCAAAAAACUAAAAGGAGUCACCAGAGGCCUAGCAAUAGUCCGGUACAUGAAAAUAGUGGAAGCUUUGCCCACAUAUGGUGUUCAUUACUAUAAAGUAAAGGACAAGCAAGGAAUCCCCUGGUGGUUGGGAAUUAGCUUCAAGGGAAUUGGACAGUACGACAUCCAGGACAAAAUAAAGCCAAGAAAUCUAUUUCAGUGGAAGCAGCUGGAGAAUUUGUACUUUAGAGAGAAGAAAUUUGCAGUGGAAGUUCACGAUCCCCGCAGAAUAUCUGUGUCAAGGCGAACCUUUGGACAGAGCAGUUUUGUAGUUCAGACCUGGUAUGCCAGCAAUUCUCUGAUCAAGUCCAUAUGGGUGAUGGCAAUUAGUCAACAUCAAUUCUACCUGGACAGAAAACAGAGCAAAGCAAAAAUCCCAACCGCUCGCAGUCUGGACGAACUUGCUAUGGACCUGACAGAAAGCAGCAUGAGCAGAAUUUCCAAAAUGGUAGAUGGAAAAAACCCGGUGAUCAUGGCCAGCAGCGGUAGCCUGAUCUCUUCAGGUUCAUUGGACUUGGAAGUCAGCGAGGAGCAAAAAGCCGAGAAAAUUCAAGCGUUAAAGAAGAAAGAGAAAGAUUUGCAGGAGGUGCUCCUGAAAAAAAUUGAAGAGCUGAAGAAAAUAUGUAUGCGGGAGGCGGAACUGACUGGGAAACUUCCAUCAGAAUAUCCGCUGAAGCCCGGUGAACCAGCGCCAAAUGUCCGGAGGAGAAUGGGCACCACGUUUAAACUAGAUGACCACAUUCUCCUGAGCGAAGAGGAUUCUGAUUUAAGUAACCUGGAGCACAAAUUCCUCAUCCAGCAGCAAAUGGUGGAAGCUACAAAGAAACUCCUGAUGGAGCCCGACCUGGGCAAGAAUGCCAAAAGGAAAAGGAAGCAGGACUACAGCGACUCCAUCAAAAGGUUACAGGACAUAGAAAGUGCAAUCAAUGAGUACAGAGUGAAGAGUGGGAAGGACCCGACCAAGAGAGCGUCUCUGCUUAUACAAGAUGACAUCAUCCCAUCCGAAAGUAGUUCCUUAUCUGAUACAACCACGUUUGAUGAUGAUGAAGCUCUUUAUCUGCAAGGGCAGAGGUCCUGUUCCCUGCAGAAUUCUCCUAAAAUUCGGCCUCCAAAAUCCAUGGGAGACAGAAGCCUCUCUAGAAAGUCUUCCCUCAAUGAGCAGUUUUCUGAUAUGAGGAUGUCGAGAGAGCCUACGUCAACGCACAGCAGCCCAUACAAGACAGCUGAGCGGAAGUCUCAUGGGGGAAGGAGCGUCCCUUCCACGCCUGUACUAACACGAAACGCCUACAGCAGCAACCAUCUCCAAAAUGAAAGUUUAAGCUACCAAAGCAGGGAGCGCCGCGGCAGUCUGGAGUCGCAUACGCCAUUAAUUGAUUCGAUCGACGGAACCGCCACAUUUUCGAUUUCAAAGAGCCAGAGAAGCAACAGCACGGAGAUCCUAGAUGAUGGGUCCUCUUACACCAGCCAGUCCAGCUCGGAGUACUACAGCACUCCACCAAAACAAAACCACUGCUACACGGCUCAGACCCUGGACAACCGCUCCCGGGAAAAGAGGCGGCACAAAAAGCAGAACUUCUCAGCGGCCAACACAGGUAGCAUGCCGAAUUUGGCACACAAGGACACUCGCAACAGUGUUUACCAAAUAGCCCCAAACCAGCCAUCAUCGAGCUACUACAUCACGGGGUACUGCACCUACCUGGAUAACGAUCCCUAUUACAAUGGAGGAUACAUCUAUGAAAACGAUACGGAGGGACAGUACAGCGUUAAUCCUUCUUAUCGAUCUUCUGCACAUUACGGGUAUGAUCACUAUAGGGACGCGAGGUAUGACGGGGACCAAUUUGUGCCUCAACACCCCUAUGCAACGAUGAGACUCCCACGGAAGAAACCGGCGGCAAAGACUACCGAGCAGAUCACAAAGAACAUUCACAAGGCUAUUGUGGCCGAGCAUUUGAGGGGUUGGUACCAGCGGGCGUCUGGUCACAAUGAACAAACUCCCAGACUACAGGGAAUGGUGGAAUCUGACCGGGGCUCACAGAGGAGCCUGUCCUAUGCUUCUAUGCAAGUCCCCUCUUCUCCCAGCGCCCGUGUGCCAUCUUGUUCCUCUGUGUCUUCCACGAGCACCUCGGGGAGUCGGCGGGCACAUAACAGCACAAUGGCAUACCCAGAAUACAACACCAUAUCUCACCCGCAGUACACCGGCUACUCCACGGCAUACAGCAGCAUACCUCUGCCGAGCAGGAGUUUCAUUGCUUAUCCUUCCCAGCAGGACGACCCAGAAAUCUGCCCUCUACCCAGCGACCCCCCGCCCCCCGACCAAGACAUCUUGUGGCAUGAAGAUUCCAAACCCGGCACCUUAGUUUGAAGCGGCCAGUUCUUCAUUCCUCACCUCACGUGCCUUGCACUAAUUGCCAUAUCGUAAGACUUUGCCGGUGCAUCGCCGUUUCACCGACUGCCCAGGUGGCAGAGGUCUGCCAUAAAGAAACGGGCUACUUCCUACUGAUUUUUUUUUUAUUUUUAUCGGCAUGGCACAGUCUGCUGGCUUACAAGCACUUGGAUUUUAUAGUCAAACGUGGAAAGCACUUUGCGGAAGGACCGUGCGCACGAUCGGGACAAAAGUUUAGAACUGUGAAAUUCGGCAGAUAACAACCUG